UCUACAGAGAGCGGACUGAAUUCUCUAAAGCCAUCAGAGUUGUCAACAAAUCUCUACGUAGUUGCAAUUCACUAUUGCAAACCAACAGACCCAAAUGCGCGUAUCUUACGUGCAGAAGAAGCGUCUCGGUCGUGCUCACCCAAGCGCCCUGUAACGUUAGGUCUCUGGUAAAGUUCCGGGGUGUAUUCACGUAUCUCUGUCGCUUAGCUGGUUAGCGUAGCUCCCACAGCCGCCCGGAUGCGGUGAAGCCCCGCAGGUUUAGCUUCAGCUCUGGCCUUCCGACGUGCACAAGCGGCUUCAAUCAUGUCGAGCGCUCGUCAGCAACAGUCUGGCGGUGCGCCGGGGUCUGUCCCCGGAACGAGCUCCGGAGGUACGAGCAGUGGGAGCGGCGGUGCGCAGAACGGGAGCAGCUCCGGUAAUGGGGUUUCUUCGCGGACUCCGGGAGCCGAGGGGCAAAGCGCUCGCAUGGGUUCAUCGAGCAGGAAAAGACCUCUUUGUAAUGGUCUUAUCAAUCCUUACGAAGACAAGAGUAAUGAUUUUGUAUGCCCCAUAUGUUUUGAGAUGAUAGAGGAAGCUCACAUGACAAAGUGUGGCCACAGUUUCUGUUAUAAAUGUAUACGACAGAGUUUGGAGGACAGCAACAGAUGUCCAAAAUGUAAUUAUAUCAUUGACAACGUGGAUCAACUAUACCCCAACUUUUUAGUAAAUGAACUAAUCCUGAAACAAAAGCAGAGAUCUGAGGAGAAGCGUCUGAAGCGGGAUCAUCCGAAUGGAACCAAAUGGCAGGUUUUCCAAGACGUCCUUGGCGCAGAUCAAGAGAAUAUGGAUUUAGCGAAUGUCAACUAUGUCUUAGAGUACCUGUUGCAGAAAAAGAAACAACUUGAGGCGGAAUCCCAAGCCGCUCAGCGCCAAAUCCUUAUGGAAUUCCUAAAGGAAGCCAGAAGAAAUAAAAGAGAGCAACUGGAACAGUUACAAAAAGAACUAAACUUCUUGGAAGAGGAUAUUAAACGAGUUGAGGAAAUGAGUGGUAUGUACUCGCCAGUGAGUGAUAUGGACCACAAUUUAGACAGCACUGUCCCCCAGUUUGAAGCUCCUUCUCCUGCACCCAGCAGUAGCAUAAUAGACCCAGAGUACAUUCAACCCCCUUUUGGUGGAAGCUCACAGGGUAAAAGACAAACUUGGUACAACAGCACUUUGGCGUCCCGGCGGAAGCGACUAACCGCACACUUUGAGGAUCUGGAGCAGUGUUAUUUCUCCAAUAGGAUGUCUCGAAUAACAGAUGACAGCAGGACGGUUAACCAGCUAGAUGACUUCAUGGAGUGUCUAUCAAAAUUCACCCGUUACAACUCUGUGAGGCCUCUGGCCACCCUUUCAUACGCUAGUGACCUCUAUAAUGGCUCCAGUAUUGUGUCCAGCAUUGAGUUUGACCGCGACUGUGAUUACUUUGCCAUUGCGGGUGUCACUAAGAAAAUUAAAGUGUUUGAGUACGGAACUGUGAUCCAGGAUGCCGUGGACAUUCAUUAUCCUGUCAACGAGAUGACAUGUAACUCUAAAAUUAGCUGUAUCAGCUGGAGUAGCUACCACAAAAAUCUUUUGGCCAGCAGCGACUAUGAAGGGACCGUCAUUCUGUGGGAUGGGUUCACAGGGCAGAGGUCAAAGGUCUACCAGGAGCAUGAAAAGCGAUGUUGGAGUGUGGAUUUCAACCUCAUGGAUCCCAAGCUCUUAGCGUCAGGAUCAGACGAUGCAAAAGUCAAGUUGUGGUCCACCAACCUGGACAAUUCAGUAGCCAGCAUCGAAGCGAAGGCCAAUGUAUGCUGUGUCAAGUUCAGCCCCACCUCUCGAUAUCACCUUGCCUUUGGUUGUGCAGACCACUGUGUUCACUACUACGACCUGAGAAACACUAAGCAGCCCAUUAUGGUAUUCAAAGGCCACAGGAAAGCGGUAUCGUAUGCCAAGUUUGUCAACGGGGAAGAGAUCGUGUCUGCCUCAACAGACAGCCAGCUCAAACUCUGGAACGUGAACAAGCCCCAUUGCCUCCGCUCCUUCAAAGGCCACAUCAAUGAGAAGAACUUUGUGGGUCUGGCAUCUAAUGGAGACUAUGUAGCAUGUGGAAGUGAAAACAAUUCGCUCUACCUGUAUUAUAAGGGGCUCUCCAAGACGCUUCUCACUUUCAAGUUUGACACUGUGAAGAGUGUCCUGGACAAGGACAAAAAGGAGGACGACACCAACGAGUUUGUCAGUGCGGUCUGUUGGAGAGCACUACCUGAUGGGGAGUCAAACGUGUUGAUUGCAGCCAACAGUCAAGGAACAAUCAAGGUACUCGAGCUGGUCUGAAGGUCCACUUAAAAUGGUCAUUGGAGCCUUUUAAAGAACCGUCGCUUCACUGGCACUUUCAUAAAAGAGGGAUGACGCUUGGAGCAAACAUUUCCAAGAACACGACCAGCAGAACUGGUUUUUAUCAGCAUUACAUUUGUAAAAGACUCGGUCAUUCUGCGUCGUCAUACUAUCGCUGUAUGUGAAAUGUCGAGAUGAGGACCUGUUCGUGCUGACAGGGAGCUGGUUGUGAAUGCCUCUUUUUGACAAAAAAAAUCUUCGAAUAAAGGUAUUAACAAAGUUAUAGCUUAAUAACAGAACAUCUUGAAAUGUGGAGGGAAUGAAGCGCUUGGAUUAAACCUUUACUAGAUAUGAUUCUAGCCAGAACAAGAGCUAUGAGACAUUUAAGGCCAAAGCACAAGACCAUACCACAAUGAAAUACUUUUUGUUGUAUAAAUUUCGAUUCUUUUGAGCCUGUUGUGUCCAUAUACUUUUUUUUUCCCCAUACACUGCGUCUGUAUAUCCAUAAGAUGUGUAUAAGCUUUGGCAUAUUCCGACAGUCUCCCGAAAUGGAUUACUGGACCUCUUUAGCUUUUUUUGGUUGGUAUGUGGACAUUAUAUUUUGUGUAUUCAUAAUGAACUCAUAAUUUGGUAUUUACUUUUAAAUUGAUGUACGUUCCCCAAUGUCCUACGCCCGAACAACCUCGGUAUGAGAUUGGUUUUUCGCGGUUUCACAUCUCUACAGGCAAAGGACGAUUUUUCUACGAUCCCUGUGGCGGUUUCACGUGGUCACACAUUUUUAAGCGUGGACUGAAUGAUAACUGGUCAGAUCUUAAUGACACUAUGUAUACAUCAUUUGGAUUAUUUAACAUCACACCCGUUACAUUGCUGCUCUCUCAUCUUUGAGUUCUUGUACAAGUGUUAUUUAUUUUGAAUAAUUUAUAGAAAUUGUGUAAACAUUGGACCCGUCAUAGCAUUUAGGUUUCAAGCUUUAUUCACAAGUUCUCUGUUGCAGCCCAGUAAUUCUGAUUAUUAUUUACUCCUUUUAACACGUUCAUUUGAAUAAAUAAAUGAUUCUUUUUUUCA
This is a messenger RNA of Triplophysa dalaica, 3399 nucleotides long. RefSeq names its product COP1 E3 ubiquitin ligase (gene cop1). Gene Ontology annotation, biological process: proteasome-mediated ubiquitin-dependent protein catabolic process. Lineage: Eukaryota; Metazoa; Chordata; Actinopteri; Cypriniformes; Nemacheilidae. Gene Ontology annotation, molecular function: ubiquitin protein ligase activity; protein binding. The record is from RefSeq and is a predicted model, not a curated record.